AUGGUGUUUCUAACCAUUGCCAAUUUAGUUCGUGUUCGCGGUCCCGAUGAAUUUUGGAGGAAAAGGAGAAUUUUCAGACUAGCUGCUCACUAUAUUGGACGUCGUAGAAAUUGCUAUUCGAUCGCAGUUCGUAACGUCCACAGAGCUCUUGUUUAUGCAACAAAGGCUAGGAAGCUUAAGAAACAGGAUAUGAUAGAUUUGUGGAACACCAGAAUUACUGCAGCAUGUGAACAACAUAACAUUACCCAAUUUUCACUUAAAGAGGGUUUGGAUCGAGCUAAUAUCAUGUUAGACAGAAAGUCAUUAUCAGAUUUGGCAUGUUGGGAACCAAGGACAUUUGAGUGCUUGGCCGCUGUAGCUAAAGAAAAGUUGCAACUUGAUGGUUUUGUUAAUUAUGCAGAUAAGAAACUCCCUACAGGAACAGAAUUAAAUCUUAGAGAUGUUAUGUUGGAGCAUUGGUUGAAAGAAGAAAAACAUUAA
Molecule: messenger RNA, 480 nt
Organism: Arctia plantaginis
Lineage: Eukaryota; Metazoa; Arthropoda; Insecta; Lepidoptera; Erebidae
Source: the annotation of a GenBank genome assembly